Molecule: messenger RNA, 2238 nt
Organism: Acanthaster planci (crown-of-thorns starfish)
Lineage: Eukaryota; Metazoa; Echinodermata; Asteroidea; Valvatida; Acanthasteridae
Product: solute carrier family 22 member 15-like
Biological process (GO): transmembrane transport
Cellular component (GO): membrane
Molecular function (GO): transmembrane transporter activity
Source: RefSeq, a predicted model, not a curated record
GUCCCAACUAUAGUUAGGACUUAUGCUAUAGUUGGGGUGCAACAAAAUCACCUGUGCAGUAUUUCACUGCUGUGUCUUGUGAGGGGACUUGGGAUGGGCCUUCUGAAGGGACUUGUGACUGGUCUUGUGAGGGGACUUGCGACUGGUCUUGUGAGGGGACAUGUGAAAGGACUUGUGAUGGACUCUAAUACAAGACUGCAAAUAUCUGUGUAUGCCAACCUGUCAUUUCAUCUGUGACACAGAUCAAAACUAGGGUAGAUUGCCAGCACAUUCUGGCAUCCUAUCCAUAGUUGGGUGAUUCCAGCUGCAGCACCAUAUACAUCAUGUACAUGUAGGACAGAUGAUAUACAUGUAUGAUAGUCGGGGUGAUACAUCAUCAAGGACUCCAGAUUCAAGAAGCAUAUAAUUUCAAGACAAUGGAAGUCUAGAGCUUGAAGACACAACUGGCUGCUUGAGAGUUGGAAUCUGCAAUGGAAUUCGACAAGGUCCUCAAGACGGUCGGGGAGUUUGGCCGGGUACAGAAGUCCAACUUCCUGCUCCUGGCCUCGCUGAACGGUUUCAUGGCCAUGCACAUGUUGGCCCUGGCAUUCGUCGGGAAGGAGCCACAGCACAUCUUCUGCGCCGACAAUCCCAUCUCCAAGGUGCACCCCUGCAGUCCCAAGGCUAGACCAUGCUCACAUUACACCUACUCCAAGGAGUUCACAUCCAUUGUCUCGGAGUGGGAUCUGGUGUGCGACAACUCUUACAAAGUCAGCCUGGUCCAGUCUCUCUUCAUGUUUGGUGUGCUGGCUGGCACCAUGGUGUUUGGCACCAUGGCCGACAAGUACGGACGCCGGAAAAUCUGCCUCUUGGGACUGAUUCUGAUGUCCAUGUUUGGCAUGCUGAGUGCACUGACCAGGUCCUACGUCCAGUUUGCAGUAACAAGGUUCUUGUUGGGCACGGCUACCGGUGGCGUGAUUCUCUGUUCCUUUGUGUUGGCCACAGAGAACCUGGGCAGUUCCUACAGGGGACCAGCAGGGACCUUCCUCCAAGCAGUCUUCUGCAUAGGCAUUAUGCUGUUUGCCGUCUUGGCCUACUACAUCAGGAGUUGGCGAGUGUUACUAUUCACAACAACCUUACCCCUGAUUGGCUAUCUGUCCAUCAACUGGUUUGUCCCUGAAUCUGCCAGGUGGCUGGCUUCACAGGGCCGGGUGUCCGAGGCGGAAGAUAUUCUGUACUAUAUCGGUCACACCAAUGGUAAAAACAUUACCAAAGCAAUGGUGAAGCUGAAGACCUCCAGCAACCCAACGAAUGCCAAGCAGUAUGGCCUCACAGACUGUUUCCGGACUCCUGUCAUCAGAUCCAGAAUGGUCAUCAUGAUCUUUAACUGGUUUACAUGCAGCAUGGUGUACUACGGCCUGACCAUGAACGCCAGCAACCAAGGAGGCAACAUGUACACCAGCUUUGCCUUGUCUGGCCUGGCUGAAUUGCCUGCCUACACCGUCUGCUUUUUUCUUCUAAACAGGUUUGGGAGACGGAAGCUUUUACUUAUGUCGAUUUUUACGGCUGGCAUCACCUGCCUAGCUCUUGUGACUGUGCCAUCACAUCCUGAACUGAUGAACCUACGCACGAGCCUCAACUUUGUAGGCAAGAUGGGUGUGGCGGCUGCAUUCAACAUUGUUUACAUCUAUGCCUCAGAACUGCUGCCAACAGUUGUCAGAAACAGCGGCAUGGGUGUGUGCUCCAUGGCAGCUCGAUUAGGGGGUGUAGUCGCACCGUCGGUCAUCUUAAUGGGGGAUUUCAUGGCCUUCUUGGUCUUUGGAGCCACGGCUUUCAUCAGCGGCGUGCUGGACCUCUGGCUGCCCGAGACGCUGGAUAAGCCCCUCCCCGAGUCCAUCAAAGACGUGGAGGACGGCGACGUCAGGUGGAGGGAGGAUGUAGUGGUCGUCAAGGAUGCCAAGACGCUGGAGAUGAUGGAGGAGAAGAUAGAAAUGUUCCAGAAAGAUGAAAUGGUUUGAAGCAAAUUCAAAAAUCUAUUAUAUUAGUAUUUUGAAUUUUGUAACUUAGUUUGGGUUAUACUGAUGUAAGUGGAAUAGUUUAGCCCAAGUAUGGUUUUGGUAUAACUUCGUGUCUAGUGUUGGUUUCAGUUUUUCUUUUGUAGAUGUAAAUGUAAAUGUUACUAUUGUAUUUUGUCCUUACCUGGUAUAAUUAAACCUUACAAGAGCUUGGAGUGUGGGGCUGGAAUCUGCCCCCUCGCCA